Messenger RNA from Puma concolor (puma), 3510 nucleotides. RefSeq names its product folliculin interacting protein 1 (gene FNIP1). Lineage: Eukaryota; Metazoa; Chordata; Mammalia; Carnivora; Felidae. The record is from RefSeq and is a predicted model, not a curated record. Gene Ontology annotation, molecular function: protein-folding chaperone binding; ATPase inhibitor activity. Gene Ontology annotation, cellular component: cytoplasm.
AUGGCCCCUACGCUGUUCCAGAAGCUCUUCAGCAAGAGGAGCGGGCUGGGCGCGCCCGGUCGGGACGCUCGAGACCCAGAUUGCGCGUUCAGUUGGCCUUUGCCAGAGUUUGAUCCAAGCCAAAUUCGACUGAUUGUGUAUCAAGACUGUGAAAGACGAGGGAGAAAUGUCUUGUUUGACUCCAGUGUUAAGAGAAAAAAUGAGGACAUAUCAGUAUCGAAACUCUGUAGUGAUGCUCAAGUAAAAGUCUUUGGGAAAUGCUGCCAGUUGAAACCUGGAGGAGACAGUUCUUCCUCACUGGAUAGUUCUGUGACUUCAUCUUCUGAUGUAAAGGACCAAUGUCCUAAGUACCAAGGUUCCCGGUGCUCUUCUGAUGCCAAUAUGCUUGGAGAGAUGAUGUUUGGCUCGGUAGCAAUGAGCUACAAAGGAUCUACCUUAAAAAUUCAUCAGAUCCGUUCCCCUCCACAGCUUAUGCUUAGCAAAGUUUUUACUGCACGGACUGGCAGCAGUAUCUGUGGAAGUCUCAAUACGCUGCAAGACAGUCUUGAAUUCAUCAAUCAAGACAACAGUACAUUGAAGGCUGAUAGUAACACAGUUAUUAAUGGACUACUUGGAAAUAUAGGUCUUUCACAGUUCUGCAGCCCCAGGCGGGCAUUCUCUGAACAGGGUCCGCUCCGCCUGAUCAGGAGCGCCUCUUUCUUUGCAGUUCACAGCAAUCCAAUGGACAUGCCUGGAAGAGAGCUGAAUGAAGACAGAGACAGUGGCAUAGCACGCUCUGCAUCUCUCAGCAGCUUGCUUAUUACACCGUUUCCCUCUCCCAACUCCUCACUUACCCGAAGUUGUGCCAGCAGUUACCAGCGACGUUGGCGACGCAGCCAAACAACAAGUUUGGAGAAUGGGGUAUUUCCUAGAUGGUCUAUAGAAGAAAGCUUUAAUCUGUCAGAUGAAAGCUGUGGCCCUAAUCCAGGAAUUGUGAGGAAAAAGAAGAUUGCAAUUGGGGUAAUCUUUUCAUUAUCCAAAGAUGAAGAUGAAAAUAACAAAUUUAAUGAAUUCUUUUUUUCACAUUUUCCUCUCUUUGAAAGCCACAUGAACAAACUAAAGAGUGCAAUAGAACAGGCUAUGAAAAUGAGCCGGAGAUCUGCUGAUGCCAGUCAGAGGAGUUUGGCAUAUAAUCGAAUAGUUGAUGCCCUAAAUGAAUUCAGAACAACAAUUUGUAAUCUUUAUACAAUGCCACGAAUUGGAGAGCCUGUCUGGCUUACAAUGAUGUCGGGGACUCCAGAAAAGAACCAGCUUUGCCAUCGUUUCAUGAAGGAGUUCACAUUUCUAAUGGAAAAUGCUUCCAAAAAUCAAUUCUUGCCAGCACUCAUUACUGCAGUUCUGACCAAUCAUCUUGCCUGGGUUCCAACAGUCAUGCCAAAUGGACAACCACCUAUAAAAAUAUUUUUAGAAAAACAUUCCUCUCAGAGUGUGGACAUGUUGGCAAAGACUCAUCCAUAUAACCCACUUUGGGCACAACUAGGGGACUUGUAUGGCGCUAUUGGCUCUCCUGUACGGUUGGCAAGGACUGUAGUGGUUGGCAAACGACAAGACAUGGUCCAGAGGCUGCUUUAUUUUCUUACUUAUUUUAUAAGAUGCUCUGAACUUCAAGAAACCCAUCUUUUAGAAAAUGGAGAAGAUGAAGCCAUCGUUAUGCCAGGCACUGUAAUUACUACCACUUUGGAGAAAGGUGAAAUAGAAGAAUCUGAGUAUGUGCUUAUCACAAUGCACAGAAACAAAAGCAGUUUGCUCUUUAAAGAUCCAGAAGAAACAAGGACUCCUAAUUGUAACUGUAAAUAUUGCAGUCGUCCACUCCUGGGACAAAAUAUGGAGAAUGUUUCACAACAAGAGACAGAAGAGAUUCAAAACAGCUCUAAGGAGCUACUAGGAAUUUCAGAUGAGUGCCGUAUGAUUUCUCCCUCUGACUGCCAAGAAGAAAAUGCUGUUGAUGUUAAACAGUUCAGAGAUAAAUUAAGAACUUGCCUUGACACCAAGUUGGAGACCGUUGUUUGCACAGGAUCUGCUCCAGUAGACAAAUGUGCCUUGUCAAAAUCAGGCUUAGAGCCAGCAGAGGAAACAUGGCAUAAUGAGGAAUUGCUGGGUUCAGGUAAUCACACAGGCAAAGUGUUGAGAUCCACGGGAAUGGUUGUGGAAAAAAAACCUCCAGAUAAGCUUGUGACUGCUGCAUUUUCUUGUGAAGCAUCCCAGACAAAGGUUACUUUCUUAAUUGGAGAUUCUAUGUCACCUGACUCAGAUACUGAACUCAGGAGUCAGGCAGUGGUGGAUCAGAUUACCAGGCACCACACCAAGCCACUGAAGGAAGAAGGAGAGGCUGUUGUUGAUCAGCAGCAUCAAGAAACUAAACAAACAACUAAGGACCAAUCCGGAGAGUCUCCUAUACCAAACGUAGUUUCCGGAGAGCCCUGUGAACUUCCCUGUUGGAAUCAUUCAGACCUAGAAAGCAUGAGCUUAUUUGAUGAAUAUUUUAAUGAUGAUUCAAUUGAAACUAGGACUAUUGAUGAUAUUAUUGCAGUUAAAACAAGUACAGACAGUAAAGAACACUGCUGUAUGUUAGAAUUUUCAAAAGGAUUGUGUACUACAAAUAGCAAACAGAACAGUGAAUUUUGUAAAUGUGUAGAAACAGUUCACCAAGAUUCAUGUAAAACCUGCUUUCCUCAGCAGGACCAAAGAGAUAAACUCUCCAUUCUUGUCCCCCAUGGGGAUAAAGAGACUUCAGAGAAAAAAAUUGCUAUAGGAACUGAAUGGGACAUUCCAAGGAAUGAAAGUUCAGAUAGUGCCCUUGGGGAUAGUGAAAGUGAAGAUGCAGGUCAUGAUAUGACUAGACAAGUAAGCAGUUAUUAUGGAGGAGAGCAAGAAGAUUGGGCAGAAGAAGAUGAGAUACCUUUUCCUGGGUCAAAGUUAAUUGAAGUGAGUGCUGUUCAGCCCAACAUUGCCAACUUUGGGAGGUCCUUGUUGGGUGGCUACUGCUCAUCUUAUGUGCCUGAUUUUGUUCUUCAAGGAAUUGGUAGUGAUGAGAGGCUCCGUCAGUGUCUGGUGUCAGAUUUGUCUCAUGCUGUGCAGCAUCCAGUGUUGGAUGAACCAAUAGCAGAAGCUGUCUGUAUUAUAGCAGAUAUGGAUAAAUGGACUGUUCAAGUGGCCAGUAGCCAGAGACGAAUGACAGAUAAUAAAUUGGGAAAGGAAGUAUUGGUUUCCAGUCUUGUUUCCAACCUGCUUCAUUCCACUCUUCAGCUUUAUAAGCAUAACUUGUCUCCAAAUUUUUGUGUAAUGCAUCUCGAAGACCGAUUACAGGAGUUAUACUUCAAGAGCAAAAUGCUGUCUGAAUACCUGAGAGGACAGAUGCGUGUCCAUGUCAAGGAACUAGGAGUGGUUCUAGGGAUUGAAUCCAGUGAUCUUCCUCUUCUGGCUGCUGUAGCAAGCACUCACUCUCCAUAUGUUGCUCAGAUACUCCUUUAA